AUGUCUCUCAGUGAGGCGUCGGUGGAGGACAUUCCCCACCCUCCGGAAUCGUCACAGUCACUUGCGGUGGUGACAUCCGAGAGUGCUCGUCAGAAGUGGAAAAUCGCUGCUUUAGAGGAAAAACUACAGAUACUGGAGUCAGGGCAUGCGGUCAAACAAAGGGAGACAAACUACUACGUGUCGAAAGGAAGAGCCAUCAGGCGCACUGUCACAUUAUUUGACAACAUCGAAGACUUAAUAUGCGAGAAUGAUAGGCGGUGCGAUCUGGGCAACGAGGACGAAAAUACAACUGACGAGCAAGAUCGUUUGCAAACCGGCUAUAUCGCGCUUAAUCACGCCCUCCCGUGGUUUCACCCAAGGGCAUCAGACCUGGAGUAUGAUGAUUACUCGUAUAUGCUCAAAAAGGGAGCCGAUGCCGCUCGAGGGGAUGACACUUCGAAGUUGAAGAGCCUCGUCGCUGAUUGGAUCAAUCGCGAAUUGAAGCCUGAUUCCCCCAUCGACCCCGAGGACAAACACUACCGUGGAUUCAUCAACGAUACGUGUGGCAGACUACUCUGCCUGACUGAGCUAGACUGGAAUAGCCCAACCAUCAGAGCAGGGAUCAGGGACCGCGCAGACGGCUAUGUCGUGACGGAGAUGUCCUGGCCAGCAUUUCUGUACGAAAAGUACACAGCAAAUCAGGACAAUCUGGAGCAGGGCCUUUUCAAAAGCACUCUCUUACUUCAGGCCUUCAAAGCAAUAUUCACGUCACCCUCCUCUGCAAGGGAGGUUACCGCUGAUGGCGACGCCGCUGAUGUAAUCGAAACCAACCGACGCGCCAAGAAGGACUUCAAUUCAUGCAAGAAAGUGAAGACACACGUAGCACAAAUAAUCAAAAUGCACGCUGUCACGGCCCGCUCGAUAGCAUAUGUAGCAUGUCAGUUGCGAUUUGCCCUGUCUUCUGUGAGCUCAUGGCGCUCGGUGGACGGCGACUUCGACUACAUACCAUUUUGGCAAAACAUUGUAGACUUCUUCGAACGGCCCCCUGGUCGAGCAGCGCAGCAAAGGGUUACCCGACUCCUCGCAUGGUGGACAAGCUGCAUUCUUUACAUACUCAACAGUCCUCAAUUGAUCUCCGUUUCUUAG
Suillus fuscotomentosus is the source of this 1125-nucleotide messenger RNA. RefSeq lists its product as uncharacterized. The coding region runs from base 1 to 1125 and encodes 374 amino acids. The transcript has 7 exons. The record is from RefSeq and is a predicted model, not a curated record. NCBI's taxonomy places the organism in Eukaryota, Fungi, Basidiomycota, Agaricomycetes, Boletales, Suillaceae.